AUGCCACACCAGUUCACACCAUCAUCUACCUCAUCCUCUCCAUUCUCAUCCAACAACAACAACACGACCACAAAGAACUCAUCCAAAUUAUUCUCCUCAACAGUUCGUUUCUUUUCUCAUCAUUUAAAACUCACCCGAAAAUCAUGGCUUGUCAUUCUCGUUGUGCAUUUCAUCUUGAUGAGUCUUUUAAUCUUUUACUUUCGUCGUCAUCCUCGUAGUAGUAAUUCCAAUCUCGACCAACAACAACAACAAGACUCACAUUCCGAACAAAAUUCUCUCCUUCGUUCUCUCUUGAAAUUCCAAACAACAACAACAACAACGGACAAUCAUCAUCAUAUCAUGGAAGAUACCGAUGGAGUCAUUCAUGCCUUUGAUCCAUCUCAUCAACGUUUAGAACUUGUUCGUAGAAAUUUAUUCUCACGACUCAAUCUUUCAUUGGAAGAUCAUUUGGCUACUUUGGAAUAUAUGGAAUGUUCCAAACUCACCUUUGCUGAACGAUGGUAUGAUCCUAUCGUGUUAUCGAAUCCGAACAUGGUUCAGGAUCGAGUGGAGAAUGAUUCCAUGUUGGAAUUUCCAAAUAGUACUCCUCUUCAUGUGCCAUAUUAUUUAACACGACAACAUGUGCACUUGUUUCAACCUUAUACCUAUCCAACACCUGAUAAAACAGAAGCCAAGUUUGCAUUCAAGAGAAGAGUGAGAGGAUUUUAUAAUUUUAUUCCUGUCCACGUGGUGAAGGAAGAGGAGGAGGAAGGAAAAGGUCAUCAGAUUCUCUCUAAUGGAACUAUUGAAUCGAACAGUGAAAAGAAUGCACACAAUCAUUCUACGACACGGGAAACAUCAUUUUCAGAACGAACAACAACAACUGCAGAAACAAACAAACCACAAGUCGAGAAACAACAUUUAGAAAAUUCAUUUAACAAUGCUUCCGAAACGUCCUCAACCACAUACAUUCAAAUCAAAGAAACAGAAUUUAGAAAUUAUUUUUUCACACACCGUGACAAGUUUCGAAGAGCAAGUCAACUUCAAGUCAAUGACACGACUCUAUUGGAUUGGAGAGAUGAAAUGAAUAAUUUAAAUUUAGUGCUAAAUAGUGAAAAAUUUGACAUGUCACUUUUUGGAAAUCAUAACGAACAUUUACCCAUAUGGUUACGAUGUUACAAGAGAACCUUUCCACUUUCUGAAACUUUGAAAGCAGUGUGUCGAGUGCAUGACAUUCAAAAGAGUAUUCUCUACGUGACUAUUGAUGGUAAUGAAUUUGAUGAAAUUUUGGAACUCGUAACAACAGUGACUUGUGUGAAAAUGCACAUUUAUUUUCACAAUUUUGAAAGGAAUUUACGAAAUUUAUUGGGACCUCGUUUCGAUCCAUCAUUUCUCGAUUUGAAAAUUCCCAAAAUGUCCACUCAUGCCAUCUGGGGUCUCCAUUUACUCUUUGUCAAGUUCAAUUACCUCUAUGUCAUUACGUUGGAAGAUGAUUUGAAACCCUUACCUGAUUUUUACAAUUAUCAUCGUUCCAUGUAUCAUUUAACCCUAGAUCCAAGUCCUUCCAAUAUUUAUAUUGCAGUGAGUUCACAUGCUCACUCAAUGGCUCAUCAUUGUCGUUUCAUUAAUUCCACUCUUGUCUCUGAACAAUUAAUACCGUACGAAGAUUCCUUUGAUGAGUACAUGUAUGAAAAAAUCAUUUCGUAUGGUCAUAAUUUGAAUGAUAAUGAGGGAGAUUUGGAAUUGGCACCUUUCAUGAUUGGUUCACGAAGAGAACUUCCUGUUUUUGAAAUUGAAAAUUUUCUCAAUGAUGUUGAUGCCACGACCACGACCACGACCACGACCUCGACCACGUCAACCAUGUCAGAGCUUAAACCUGAUGAAGAAAUUGCACCAGUCGGUAGUGUCCAUGAUCCAGUCACGAGGACAUACCUUUUAGCACCUUACACCUUACACUUUAGUGCCGUUUGCAAUGGCAGGUAG
Molecule: messenger RNA, 1962 nt
Organism: Naegleria lovaniensis
Lineage: Eukaryota; Heterolobosea; Eutetramitea; Acrasida; Naegleriidae
Exons: 1
Coding region: 1-1962 (653 amino acids)
Source: RefSeq, a predicted model, not a curated record